CUCAGUUCUUUAUUUUAUGUUCAUUCAAUAAAAAUGGAAUUUAUAAAUUGUCUCGCGGCAAUUUUAUGCACCUUAUUUCUGUCAAGUACAGGGUCGAUGGAGCCAGACGGAGGGGGAUGCCCAAGGUUUGCGUUUGAGCACAAACUUCUUGAAAGUCUUGUUCGUGUCGAACAUGCAGUUACGACAUUGGGAAAUAAAAUUAACAACCUUGAAGAACGGAUUAACACAUUGGAAAGUACAGAUAAAAGUAACAGCAAAAUGGUUGCCUUCACAGCUGUUCUAGAUCGCACUAAAAAGUUCAGUAAAGGGGACAUUGUCAACUUCAACUUAGUUAUGAACAACGCGGGAAAUGGGUAUGAUCGAAACAGUGGGAGGUUUACAGCACCGGUAUCAGGAACGUACAUGUUUGCCUUCCAAAUCGAACACUAUACAAAUCAUAUAGUAGUCCAUCUUAUGUUUGAAAAUGUGCGCCAAUGUAGUGCUGUUAUAAAUCCUAAUGGAAAAAGUACACAGAGUGCAGGAAAUGCCAUAAUUACGUUACAAAGAGGGCAAUCUGUUUGGAUUCAAACAAACGGAGGCGAAUUAUAUGGCAGUGAUAACUUUUACGGGACAGUUUUCAGCGGAGCCUUUUUAUUUUAAAGGAAAUGGUUUUCAGGCGGAAAACAUUGUCGGCGAUUUGGAUCGCAUAUUUUUUAAUACUCUGAAAAAAUAAUUAAAAAUAAUUGUACUGAUGCACAUCGUGUGAAUGUACAUCAUUUCUUUGUUUUCCUUGCCAAGAAUUAGAACUGUGUUUGAGUAUCGACGAUUUGGUACACAUUCUUUUGGGAUGGGACAUGAGUGUGGUGUGGGCCAUGCGUUUUCCGGACAUUGAUUUUUUCAUAUUCAUUUUCAUGUUGAUUUCUAAUUAUCUCCGUGUCUAAACUACUUGGCAAAAGUCACAAAAUACAGAAUAGCAUAACAAUAGAGUUAAUGUUCUAAAACAUUAAAAGAUGAAUCACU
This is a messenger RNA of Ruditapes philippinarum (Manila clam), 999 nucleotides long. Its product is annotated as complement C1q tumor necrosis factor-related protein 3-like. The transcript has 2 exons. The record is from RefSeq and is a predicted model, not a curated record. Gene Ontology annotation, molecular function: protein binding. The coding region runs from base 34 to 639 and encodes 201 amino acids. Lineage: Eukaryota; Metazoa; Mollusca; Bivalvia; Venerida; Veneridae.